AUGAAUAAUGAAAUCAUCUCUUUUGCAAUCAAUCAACAAUCGUUUAGCUGAUUAUCAAUUCAAUUUUUUUUCGUCCUCUUCUUCGCUAACGAUUCGUUUGAAUUUCUCAGGAAAAUUGUUUCAACUGUAUUAAUGAUCAUUGAUUCUUUGCAUAUGAUGUGAAUUAUUAAUAAUCAAUUAUGGAUCAUACACAGAAUACAAAUAAUAAUAAUAAUAAAACGAGCGAAAAAUCAUUGGAAGCAUUAGAUGAAUCAUAUCAAAUAUUUUUGAUAAUUUUAUAUUCAUUCACUGCUUGUUUUGCAUUCAUAUCGAAUCUAUUGACAAUAAUUGUCAUGUGGAAAGGAAAACGUUGUACACGUGAUCUAAGAAAAUUUCUAAUCAACCUGUCCAUUGCUGAUUUAUUGAUGGCAAUGUUUACUAUACCAUUUACAUAUACAUAUUAUAUGUUUGGCCAUUGGAUAUUUGUCCCAUCAAUGUGUUCAAUUGUUAAUUUUGCUCAAUUAACAACAAUCACUGUCAGUAUUUAUACAUUGGUUGCCAUCGCUAUUGAUCGUUAUAUGGCCAUAAUGCAUCCAUUGAAAAAAUCAAAAUCAUGGUUCAAACGUCAUCGUACAUUGAUUGUCAUUUUAAUUUGGUUAUCCGGAUUAUUAUUAGGUUUAUUACAAUUUUUUGCUUCAGAAACAAAAACAUUUAUACAUAAUCAACGUGAAUAUAUAUCAUGCGAUGAACGUUGGAAACCAGAAUCAAUGGAAGGUAAACUUUAUACGGCGUUUAUAUUUGCAACAACAUUUGCAUUGCCAAUGUUAGCACUUUGUAUUAUUUAUACGGCAAUGGGUUGGAAAUUAUUUCGUUAUCGUGGACCUGAACAGCAGCAGCAAAAUUUUGUUUGGACAAAAAUUUUGAUAAGAAAACAACAUGUACUACUACUAUGAGAAAAGCAGCCGUGUUGACAAAUAAAUUGAAUAAUAAUGCUAAUGAUGAUGAUGAUGAUGAUGUAAAUCUAGAAUCUGAAUCAAUAAUUAUCAAGAUUUCUGAAACAAAUGUUCCUGAAAUUAAAAAAUUAGCAACAACAAAACAACAAGCAGAUGAUCAU
This is a messenger RNA of Dermatophagoides farinae (American house dust mite), 1093 nucleotides long. The record is from RefSeq and is a predicted model, not a curated record. NCBI's taxonomy places the organism in Eukaryota, Metazoa, Arthropoda, Arachnida, Sarcoptiformes, Pyroglyphidae.